Molecule: messenger RNA, 576 nt
Organism: Neltuma alba
Lineage: Eukaryota; Viridiplantae; Streptophyta; Magnoliopsida; Fabales; Fabaceae
Product: disease resistance protein RLM3-like
Exons: 2
Coding region: 1-576 (191 amino acids)
Biological process (GO): signal transduction
Source: RefSeq, a predicted model, not a curated record
AUGGCCCUUGUUGCUGCUUCAUCCUCUUCCUCUGCUCAAUCCCUCCGCAAGAAGUAUGACGUUUUCAUCAGCUUUAGGGGUGAGGACACUCGCUUCGGCUUCACUAGCCAUCUUUAUCAUGCUUUCGACAGAAAAGGUAUCACAACCUACAUAGACUACCAGCUCGUGAGAGGAGAUGAGAUCGCACCAUCACUUCUGCAAGCUAUCGAGGAUUCAUAUGUAUCUCUGGUGGUGUUCUCUGAAAAUUAUGCUUCUUCAAGAUGGUGCUUGGAUGAACUUGCCCAUAUACGCCAUUGCAAAAGAGAUCAAGGACAGAUUGUUAUUCCUGUCUUCUUUAAAGUCGACCCGUCUCAUGUACGCAAUCAGACUGGCCUUUACCAGCAAGCAUUUGAGAGAUAUGAGAGAGAUCUCAAGGUUGACCAGCACAAGAUGCAAAUGUGGAAGCAAGCUCUUAAUGAAACUGCAAACUUAGCUGGUCACGACUCUCGCACAUUUAGGGAUGAAUUUGAAUUGAUUCAAAAGAUUAUCAAAGACAUACUGCAGAAACUGAAUCACAAGUACCCCCAGCUGAACUAA